ACAGGAAAGCUUGGAGGAAGAAGGAGGACGAUUGAGAAUAAAGGCGAGCAUCAACGAAACUGAAUUCCACCGAAGUGCGCGGUAUUUGAUAAUUCAACGGUGCGCAACGAGAAAGGUGCAAUGAGCUAAUGGCGUAACCGACACCGCGAGGCCCUGAAACCUUGGCCUCGAGUAUCCAUACCAGUCGUCAUAGCACCGAUUCUACCGCUUGCAUCGGUGCACGCUCGCUCGCGCGCGCGCGUUCUCCAAAACACGUCUAAAUCCGCGCGAGCGAGUGACGUGCUCGUCCUUCCCGACGACGACAUGUCGUUCCUGUUGAGUCGAGGUGGCCGAAAAGGGCCCAUCAUCUGCUUCGCUGGUCUUCUAUUGAUCUUCGCCCUUUAUCAACUGGGAAUCAUCUGUGGAUCGAUGAAGAACGUGCCCACUGCGAUAAUGGUUGCCAAAGAGAAAUACGUGGUUGGUCCAUUCGACCAUAAAAGGUACACCUACGAUCGUUACAUGCCGCUAAUUUUCAUCGGUGGUGUACCACGAUCAGGUACUACUUUGGUACGCGCCAUGCUCGACGCACAUCCUGAUGUCAGAUGCGGCCAAGAAACCAGAGUGAUACCACGGAUCCUCCAAAUGAGGAUGCACUGGCUCAAGUCCGAGAGGGAAAAUCUCCGCCUUUCGGAAGCGGGUAUUUCGAAAGAAGUGAUGGACAGCGCGAUAGCAGCUUUCUGCCUGGAGAUAAUAGCGCGACACGCGGAGCCAGCUCCGAGAUUGUGCAACAAGGAUCCCCUCACUCUGAAGAUGGGCUCUUACAUUCUCGAUCUCUUCCCAAAUGCCAAGUUUAUCUUCAUGAUCCGCGACGGUCGUGCCACCGUGCAUUCCAUUAUCUCGAGAAAGGUCACCAUAACAGGAUUUGAUUUGUCGUCUUAUCGGCAAUCUCUUAUCAAAUGGAAUCACGCGAUUUCCAUCAUGUACGGACAAUGCAAGGAAAUAGGAACGGACAAGUGUCUGAUGGUUCCGUACGAGCAACUGGUGCUACACCCUCGUCAAUGGAUGAAGAAGAUCUUGAACUUCCUCGACGUUCCUUGGAACGAGUCCGUGAUGCAUCACGAGGAGUUCAUUAAUAAACCAGGCGGAGUGCCAUUAAGCAAGGUCGAGAGGUCGUCGGAUCAGAUCAUAAAGCCGGUUAACCUGGAGGCAUUGACCAAGUGGGUGGGCCACAUUCCGGACGACGUGGUCAGAGAGAUGCCUGACAUCGCGCCGAUGCUUUCUGUCCUCGGCUAUGAUCCUUAUGCUAAUCCGCCGGUCUACGGAGCGCCGGACAGACUGGUUAGCGAAAACACGAGACGGGUGCUAGCAAAUGGAGAAGUAUGGGCAGCCAGGGCACGCCAGUUCUCCCUGGAGAAGCUAAUAGAGCUGAGCAAAGAAGACGAAGCUACUAACGCUCCAAACGCGUGACCUAGGAUACAUGUUCCCCUAGGCAUGCGGACUUUGAACCUGUACAAUUUCUGUGACGUCUAACGACGGUCCUGGAAGAGCCAGUUUCUAACAAAUAACCAGAAGGAGCAUUUUCUUCGUUUGAAAAUCGUUCUUGAACUCGAAAAGCCGUGCUCGACCGCUUCCACGAAGGGACUCGAAAACGACUAACUGUUACCUGGCGAACAACAGGGACGCGUCUAGUUUAAGAUUGAGCAUUAAGCGUGUAUAUACGCGUGGCAACCGAUGCUGUUGCAAAAAUGGUUGUUCUCUCUGUAUAUUUUAACCGAUAGACGUUUACUUCGAUUCAUACCGUGUACCUAAUCGUUCACGGUUACACUGUGUGAUUUAGCUUUGCUCGUUUGGAUGGACCGUGCGACGAAGAGCAUUCAAUUUGAUUCGUUGUGUAUAUGAGCGAAAGAGUGCGAGAGAUUCUGAUUGUUUCCAUUUUCUUUUUUACACCUUACCAUCCAGAAAACGAAUUUAUCCAUUAAGCUUUCAAUGGUUGAUAACUCAAUCUCCUCCUCGAUACUCCUUCCAAUUUUUACUUAUUAAAUUGAUCUGCAUACAGUGGGUAAUGUUUCAUCAUUGAUGGAAAUCGUUAGAUACAUGCUACUGUUGGAACAGUUUCUGUACAUUUCACUCAAAUGGCCAGUGAUAAGGAUAUAGAUUAUGGAGGUACAAAUACAGAUUAUGGAGGUCCCUUUUCUGUAAUGGUAUCUGCGAUUUCUGUACAUUUUGUUGUAACAGAUCUGAGAAAUAUUGAAAAUGAUGCGAGCUAAAGAUUUUAUACUAUAUUUGGUAUCUUGGUGAAAAUGAAUUUCUUUCUGUUAUAUUCUGUAUGAAAGGAAAGUAUGCCUUCAUGUGUGGUACUUAUUAUUGGUGAUUCAUUAAAUUGAAACUCGCCAGUUGUUUGAUUGUUCAGUAAUGAAAAGAGUCUGUACCGUGCUUUUCUUGUCUUUUUGGUUUUCUAAACUAGGGUCAUUUUCAAAACUGGCGAAAAUUGUUCUGUUCUGUGUUAAAUUGUUACAAACGUGUUUGUAAAUUGGCUCCGGGCGAGAGAAAUUAUAUUUGUACGCUAUCAAAACAUGUAAAAAUGUGGUGAAUUAACAUUUCAAAAUGAAACUAUCUAUCUGACGAACCGUUUUCUCGGUUUAUGUUUUUGUUAUGGACUGUCGAUAAAUGAUCUGCAGCAAGUGUUGCUGCAAGAAUUUGCUGUAACUAUAUUGAGAACAGUGUUAUUAGGUUUUGUCAAAUGGCACCUGAUACAAAUGCAACAACUUCAAUGUGGCAUUAUGUCAUUCGUGUCAACUAUACUCAUGUCUAUCGAAUUAUAUGAUUAAAUUAUUUUAAUAUUA
Messenger RNA from Osmia lignaria (orchard mason bee), 2822 nucleotides. It is a transcript of the gene Tpst, whose product is annotated as tyrosylprotein sulfotransferase. Gene Ontology annotation, molecular function: protein-tyrosine sulfotransferase activity. Lineage: Eukaryota; Metazoa; Arthropoda; Insecta; Hymenoptera; Megachilidae. Gene Ontology annotation, cellular component: Golgi apparatus. Gene Ontology annotation, biological process: peptidyl-tyrosine sulfation. The record is from RefSeq and is a predicted model, not a curated record.